Molecule: messenger RNA, 1164 nt
Organism: Mesorhabditis spiculigera
Lineage: Eukaryota; Metazoa; Nematoda; Chromadorea; Rhabditida; Rhabditidae
Source: the annotation of a GenBank genome assembly
AUGUUGCUCUGGCAGCUACUCCCCCUCCUCGCCCUGGCCGUUGGGGCCCAAAAUGCCACCAAGAAAGUGGAUGCCACGCUGAAAAGCGCCACGAAGCCGGUGACCCUCAAAAAACGAGCGAACACGAUAGUGGGAGGGGAGAGCUUGUCCUACAACUCCGCUGACUUUGCUAAGGACGCAAAGCCAAAAAAUGAGGAGAAAACAACGAACGAUGCUAAGCCCACAGAACCACCGAGUUUCCUGCCAUUUCCAAUCUCGCAAGGGCCUUGGAGCUCCCCGGCGCCGCGAAACCACCCUGAAUAUCCCAGGCCUGAUACGUCGUACCCUCAACCGGAACAACCGGACUACCCCCAACCUAGGGGCCCGACUUAUCCACGACCGGGGCCACGUGAAUACCCUCAGCCUGGGCCCUACCCGAGACCGCAACCCCACCCGGAAUACCUUCCGCAGCAGCAGUACGUCAUCGCCAGACCGCCGCUGCCGAAUCCGUAUCCGCAAGUCGAAUUGCGCCCAGUCCGCCCUCAAGUCAUCGUUCCCCAAUAUCCGCAGGCUCCGAUGAACAUUCCAUCGUUUCCGCAACCUCAGCCCCAGCCUCAAUCUCAGCCCCAACAAUAUACCUAUGCUAAGGGGUAUCGACGCGUGACGUGCCGCUGCUGUUGCCGUGAGGAGAACGUCAGCCCGCGCCAGCCUAGCGGUGGAUGCGCCGGAAUCCCGAGCGGCGGACCAGGUUACCCGAUCGGACCGGUAAAUCCAGGUCAUCAUGGCUGCGACACUCCCGCCUACCCCCGCCCCGGUCAGACCUACCCCGCCCCGGGUCCUGCCCCGGCUCCAGCCAUCCCGGCCGCUAGCUACCCCGCUCCGGGUCCCAGGCCGGCCUACCCUGGCCCGGCCCCCGGUCCGGUCGUUCCGGGGCCCGGCUCGGCGUACCCGAGCCAAGCCGGACAAGCUUACCCCUGGAACGGAGGCAUCAACCCCCGCGACUACGACCUGAGCAUCGAGGUGCCGCACCCGAAACUCCCCCGCCGAAAGCCGGACGGGUACGCCGAAGAGGUGGUGGUACCAGUUAGCCCCGCGACAGUGGCCCCGAAAGAAAAGCCGAACUCCUCUGCAUCGACGUUCUUCCUGUCCGCGAUGGCGCUCACCAUCGCCGGCUGCCUGUUCGGA